AAUAAUUCAAACAUGUAGAAUCCAAUGUUAGAAGAUCUAAAAAACAUAAUGAAAGAAGGUUGGUUAGAAAAAGAGUCUAGAGUAUUUAAAUCAUGGAGAAGGUAUAAUCCCACUUCUAUCUUAGACGAUGGUUUGUAUUAACAACUACUACCUUAUAUUCAUUUAAGGCAGAAAAACAAUAUUCAAAUCCUACAGAGAUUAUAUAAUUGUCAACAGUUAGUACAAUUAAAAGUUGUUAAGAAGAAACGAAUAAAGAAAAUACAUUUGUAAAUAUUGAUUAAACUAUAUAUCAAGAAAAUUGAUACUCCAGAUUAAACAUUUUUCUUGUAAGCAAGCAAUAAUUAAGAUAAAGAAGGUUGGAUUGGAGCAGUUGGUAAAGCUAUGGUUAAAUUAAAUUUGAAAAAAAAUAGAAAUGAUGAUGAUGAUUGA
Molecule: messenger RNA, 429 nt
Organism: Paramecium primaurelia
Lineage: Eukaryota; Ciliophora; Oligohymenophorea; Peniculida; Parameciidae
Source: the annotation of a GenBank genome assembly